GAUCUGAACAAGAAGUUGAAGACACUGAUAAGUUCUCAGCAAUGUAUGGUCUUCAUAAAGGGCUCACCACAGGAACCUAGGUGUGGAUUCAGCAAACAACUGGUUCAAAUCUUCACUGAAUCCAAUAUCCAGUUCAGUAGUUUUAAUAUUCUGACAGACGACACAGUAAGACAAGGUUUAAAGAAGUACUCUGAUUGGCCCACCUACCCACAGAUUUAUCUUAAAGGCGAGCUUAUUGGUGGAUUAGAUAUUAUUAAGGAAAUGAAAGAAUCAGGUGAUUUGGAUUCUACUUUCCCUAAAGUAGAAAACAUAGAUGACAGGUUGUGUACUUUAGUCAGUCGUAGCCCGGUAAUGGUAUUUAUGAAAGGAGAACCGGAGGCACCUCGUUGUGGUUUCAGUAGAACGUUAAUAUCUAUUCUAAAGGACAAUGGAGUUCAAUUCGACUCAUUUGAUAUACUCACUGAUAAUGAUGUGCGGCAAGGAUUGAAGAAAUAUUCUAAUUGGCCAACAUACCCGCAAGUCUAUGUAAAAGGCGAUCUCAUUGGUGGUUUGGAUAUCAUUAAGGAGCUGAAUGAAAAUGGUGAAUUGUUGGAUACCCUUGAAAGUUGAUAAUCUCAACUAUAAACUUGUCCUAUAAAAUGAAAACAGUGAUCCUGCCAAUUGCAGGGUCCCAAGUCUCGAGAGUCUCUCGAGAAAUUGGUGCGGCCUUCCUCACUCCCACAAACAAGCAAGAAUCACAUGGAAACUAACCGACCUCGCAAAUUUUUUUAUAUCUGUCUCGCGCAAGUCAGUGUCGAUGGGAUAUUUCCAUGCACACCAAAAGUUAAUUAGAUUAUUAAUUAAGAGAGCUCCAACAUAGAACAAACGUUACUCCGACGAAUAAAGAAAGGGAGGCCAUGUCCUUGGGACCCCUGAAAUUGUGUCAUAUCUGCUAGUAUUGUAUUCUAAGUAUUUAAAUGCUGAUUGUGUUUUACAUUAUAGAUAAACAUAAUCCAAACUAGUACAUAUUGGGAAAGGUUGUGGAACUUAUUAUUCACAUAUUCAACUUUCAUACAAUAUAUAUUAUUUAAAGGAUUUACAACAGUUAGGCCCUAUGUAUGGUAUUUGUUUAAACUACUUAUUACAGUGUAGAGGGUUAUCCAUUUUCCAUAAUUUCAACAAGAGUACAAAACAUAUUCUUGAUGGAAGGUGGUUAACAGUGUAUGUACUGUUGAAAAUGAAAAGAUGAUAAUCUCACAAUGAUGACAACCAUCAUUUGAUUACAGUAUGUACUUUUCUGGAGUAAGGAGGAGUAACAAUAAAGAAUAAUUUUUGUUUUGUACUGUCUUGAAAAUUUAAGGAAAAAUCGAAAUUUCUUAAAGUGUAUAAUAAACUAAGGAUUUAAUACACUAAUCAAUUCUCUUUAUAUAACACAUUAAUUUUGAACUAGAAAACCCUUGCAGAUGUCUAAGCAGGGCACACAUUGUGUAGGCCCUGCUUUCUCAAACUAUGGGUUGCUACCCAAAGUUGGGUCGCCAAACACUUCCGGGGAUAGCAAGUCUGCUUCUGACAUUAAAAUUGACAGACUUUGAUAAAGUGCAUUUCGAAAAUUAGUGAAAAAUACUGCAAGUGAUCGAAUAAGCGUCACAGCAGCUUAUUCGAGAGCAGAGCUUAUGAAAAAAUACUGGCGUGGCGCUUUCCAUGUCCAUUCAAAUGUGUAUACCAUCUCACUUAUUUCCUAUCAUAGUUGGUUCAUCGUAAAUACAGUAUACGUUUAUAAAGAAAUGUUUGUCUUCAUUGUGUUAUUCAUUUUAUAUAACACUAUACAUUCUCAAAGUGUUUCAUUACACAAUUAUAUACUCUUGAUAGGCGCCGCGUCGCUUAUUCGAGAACGGCGCUUAAAGCAUCUACGGUACUUCACAUCCUACAAAGAACUGGGAAUGUACAAGCUUCAUUUUUCAAUUAUUAUUUACCUAGUUAUCCUCGGCAGUCGACCGCGCACAAGUCGAAAAUUUGUGAUUAUUUUAUUGGUUUGCAUUAAACAUUUCAAAAUUACGAGUAUAAGUAAACAUUCUAUAAAAUAGAACAUUUCUGCACACAAUAACAAAAUAAAUGCCUACUGUUACUUUGCUCAGUAAAUAAAAAUCUGAACAAUUUUCAAACCUACUUUAUAUUCGACUUAGCCGAGGGUGACUGAAGAAGUACAACAGCAUAUUCACGGUGGCUGUUUGAGCAAAUUUGUUACCAUGCCUCGUCACGCUGAGUUCUCCAUGGAGUUCUCCAUGGAUACGCAUCAGCCAACCACCGUCGACACACUGUGUGCCUAGCUCUAUUGUUGAAGUAAAACAUUCUGAAUUCAAUGUUGGUAAGGAAAAUUACAGUAUCCCAACUUUAUGUAUAAUAAUGAUAUUUAAACACUAGAUGUGUUCAAUUGUUGUUGUUGUUGUUGU
Anneissia japonica is the source of this 2429-nucleotide messenger RNA. Its product is annotated as glutaredoxin-3-like. The record is from RefSeq and is a predicted model, not a curated record. Lineage: Eukaryota; Metazoa; Echinodermata; Crinoidea; Comatulida; Comatulidae.